GUCCUUGAGAACGGAAGUUGGCAUAAUUAUAGUUAUGUGGAGGAACCUACAGUAAGUGACUAUUACCAGACACUCAUGGACACAGCAACAUUGAUACAAAAAUAUUACAUCUGGGUCAUCUUUUUCGUAGGAUUUCCAGGAAAUCUCGCAAGUCUUGCUACUAUUAUAAGAAUGAAACCAGUGACGUCACUAACGUGUUACGUGGCUUUGCUAGCCAUAGUGGAUAACACUACGUUAGUAAUAAAACUUACCCAUCUACUUCUCCAAGAUUACAAUCUAAAGAUCAUGUCGAAUUUUGAGUGCAAAAUUUUGACGUUUUUGGGAAAUGUCUUCUUAAAUUAUGCUAGUUGGAUUAUCGUGGCUAUGUCGAUCGAACGUUUUGUUGCAGUGUGGUUCCCGCUAAAGCUUGGAAUUAACUGGACAAUAAAAAGGUCGUUCCUUUCCAUGGGAAUACUCUUUUUGUUCCUUUCUGGAGUUUACAUCCAUUUGCUGUGGACGAUUACGUCAUAUUAUGGCAGUUGUGAGAUCGGUGAAGUUUACCAUAAUUAUUUCAUCACCAAAAUUUGGUACUGGAUCAGCGCUUGUCUAUACGCCAUUUUUCCUUGUAUUAUACUCUUCGUGUUCAACUUCUUGAUCAUAAUUGGUAUCCGAAAAUCAGCGGAUGAACACAAGACUUUAACAUUAUCACCAUCAACCGCGACACCGCACCGAGACGUGACAAUUAUGUUAAUUGUGGUGUCUGUGGUCUUUUUGAUCCUGACUGCUCCUAUUUGCAUAUUUCUACUUCUCGGACAAACAUGGCUUCCUCACAGGUAUAGCGAUGAGUUCGCCCAGAAGGUCCUGUGUCAACAAAUCGCGUACGUUCUCUGUGACACCAAUCAUGCCGUGAAUGUAUUUUUAUAUUUCCUCAGUGCCCGGAGAUUUCGUCGUCAUUUUAAUGAAAUUUACAGGUGUAGUCAUUCAUCGUCUCCCGAUACGGUGCUGCUUAGAAAUAGGACAUACAGAUACACUAAUAAACUGCAGUGUCCUAGCUCACACAUUGACGAGGACACAGAGUCAGUUUCAGCACUACGUCACCAAUCUUCUCAUUAGAUAUAUCAAGCCUUGAAAAACACCGAACAGACGUUUUGUUAAUAUAAGAUUCUCUUCAUUUCACAUCACUAUCAUGAAUUGUAUAUUACAUUUCAUUCUUGUUCAACAAUUGUUUUACAGGGUUGUCAUCUUUUGUAUAUGAAUUGUGUUUUCGCAGUCAAAUUUAAACAAAAUGAAUGUUUUACUCGGAUUAAUAAAUAAAUUCAUUUAUGUCGGAGGGAGGCGUAUGUUGUUGAUAUGGCUACAGCCAAGAGUUCCCCUUUGAUUUUUAUGUUAGUCGUUAUCUCUUUGCCCGACGUAUGGGGUUCACCUUUGAAACCUUGAGAUACCCAAUUGACAUACUAGUGAACAUGUAACUGCAUUUGAAUAUAACCAACCUCUUAACUAGGUGUGGUCGAUUGAUAUAAUGUUCGGAUACUCUGAUUUCUCCCCCUUGGCGCACGCGAAUUAUUGAAAUAAAAAUGUAACUAUAGUGGACCACUCUCUAUUUCUCUCAAUUUUGUUAUCAAUACAAAAUAAACCCCAAUGCAUCUGUCCCAAGACCAUCAAUAUGGAUGUCCACAUGGGUAACGUCCGUUUUAAUAAAUAUUCCCGUUGAAUGAUGUCGAAAAUGUCAACGGUAUUUUCCUUUAAUCAAUUAUGACAAUCGAAGGAGCCAAUAAUAGAUUUUUAUUAGGUACAUUAUUUAUUCUUAUUGUUUUUCUGUAGAAUAUAUUAAGUAUAGACACGAAUAUUCUCUUUUAAUUAAU
Patella vulgata (common limpet) is the source of this 1841-nucleotide messenger RNA. Its product is annotated as probable G-protein coupled receptor B0563.6. Gene Ontology annotation, molecular function: G protein-coupled receptor activity. Gene Ontology annotation, biological process: G protein-coupled receptor signaling pathway. The record is from RefSeq and is a predicted model, not a curated record. Bases 76 to 1092 code for a protein of 338 amino acids. Gene Ontology annotation, cellular component: plasma membrane. NCBI's taxonomy places the organism in Eukaryota, Metazoa, Mollusca, Gastropoda, Patellidae. The transcript has a single exon.